AUGAACGGCUACGGCUCCCCCUACCUGUACAUGGGCGGCCCGGUGUCGCAGCCGCCGCGGGCGCCCUUGCAGCGCACGCCUAAGUGCGCGCGCUGCCGGAACCACGGGGUGCUCUCGUGGCUCAAGGGCCACAAGCGCUACUGUCGCUUCAAGGACUGCACCUGCGAGAAGUGCAUCCUGAUCAUCGAGCGGCAGCGGGUGAUGGCGGCGCAGGUGGCGCUGCGCCGGCAGCAGGCCAACGAGAGCCUGGAGAGCCUCAUCCCGGACUCGCUGCGGGCUCUGCCAGGGCCCCCGCCGCCGGGGGACGCCGCGGCCACCGCCGCCACCGCCUCACAGUCGUCGCCAGCCUCACAGGCGUCCCAGACGCCGGCGCCGCCUCGUCCAGCCGCGGAGUUGGCCGCAGCUGCCGCGCUGCGCUGGGUCGCCGAGCCCCAGCCCGGGACGCUGCCAGCCCAGCUUGCUAAGCCAGAUUUGACAGAAGAGCGACUUGGGGACAGCAGUUCAGGGGACAAUGCUGCGGAGACCUUCAGUGACAAAGACACCGACCAGAGGAGCUCCCCAGAUGUUGUCAAAAGCAAGAACUGCUUCACUCCGGAGAGCCCCGAGAUCGUGUCUGUGGAUGAAGGUGGGUAUGCCGCUGUGCAGAAAAACGGGGGCAACCCCGAGAGCUGCCCUGACAGCCCCAAAUACCAUGCCGAGCAGAGCCACCUCCUGAUCGAGGGCCCAUCGGGGACCGUCUCUCUGCCCUUCAGCUUGAAAGCCAACCGGCCACCCUUGGAGGUGUUGAAGAAAAUCUUUCCAAACCAGAAGCCCACUGUACUGGAGCUCAUCCUGAAAGGCUGCGGGGGCGACCUGGUCAGCGCCGUGGAGGUCCUGCUGUCCAGUCGGUCCUCCGCGGCUGGGGCGGAGCGGACGGCCGAAGAGAGCCUGGUGCUGCCCUCCAGCGGCCACAUCUUUGAACACACGCUGGGCUCCUACCCUAUCUCUUCCUCCAAGUGGUCGGUGGGCUCUGCCUUCCGAGUCCCUGACUCCUUACGCUUUUCCGCGGACUCCAGCAACGUGGUCCCUAACCCCUUGGCCGUGCCCCUGCAGCAUCCUUUCCCCCAGCCACCCCGGUACCCGCUGAUGCUGAGGAAU
This is a messenger RNA of Mastomys coucha (southern multimammate mouse), 1137 nucleotides long. It is a transcript of the gene Dmrt3, whose product is annotated as doublesex and mab-3 related transcription factor 3. Gene Ontology annotation, molecular function: DNA-binding transcription factor activity, RNA polymerase II-specific; RNA polymerase II cis-regulatory region sequence-specific DNA binding; protein binding. The record is from RefSeq and is a predicted model, not a curated record. Gene Ontology annotation, biological process: male sex differentiation; regulation of transcription by RNA polymerase II. The transcript has 2 exons. Lineage: Eukaryota; Metazoa; Chordata; Mammalia; Rodentia; Muridae. The annotation marks the transcript as partial. Gene Ontology annotation, cellular component: nucleus.